Trypanosoma brucei brucei TREU927 is the source of this 450-nucleotide messenger RNA. RefSeq lists its product as hypothetical. The coding region runs from base 1 to 450 and encodes 149 amino acids. Lineage: Eukaryota; Euglenozoa; Kinetoplastea; Trypanosomatida; Trypanosomatidae. The transcript has a single exon. The record is from RefSeq and is a predicted model, not a curated record.
AUGACGGACCGUUUAACGGCAGAGGAUGUCUUCUAUGAGCUUUCCACCAUACGAGAUCCAGAAAGGCCGGAUUGCACGUUGGCUGAUCUUGACGUUGUAGCAAUGAACCGCUGCCGUGUCGAAUAUAUUGAAAGUUCGGCUGAUUUUCAAUCGUUGCGCGGGCAGGGGUGCAACGAUAGCGGAAAACCAAGUGUUGUUGUGAAAGUUAUCUUACAACCCACUGUGCCUCACUGUAGUCUCAUGGAGUUUAUAUGUUUAUGUGUUUAUGUAAGGCUUCGGGAGGUGUUUUCCCUGUCGAAUAAUGCAAAGUUCGACAUUACGCUUGUGGAUGGCUCUCACGUGCGGCAGCGUGAAUUAGAAAAACAGGUUGCAGACAAGGAGAGACUGGCGGCAGCAAUGGAGGACAAGGCGCUUCUACAGGAAGUUGAGAGGCAUAUUAAUUGUGAGUGA